AUGCUGCACCUGGAGGCCCUGCGCGCCCUACGCCGCAACAACAUCGGCAGCGUCGCCGACCUGCCUGUUUUCCCGCCCUCACGCGUGUACGGCCGCGAUCGCCGCCCCUGGAAUCGCAUCACCGCCGCCGACGAUGACUUUGUCAUGUGCCACAACGACCUCUCCCCGCACAACAUCCUGGUUGAUCCCACCGACGACAGCUUCCCCAUCACUGCCAUCAUCGACUGGGAGUACGCCGGCUUCUUUCCCGCCGAGUUCGAGCUGCCCCUCUGGCAGUGCCCUGAGCGCAACGAGCGCCACGACAUGAUGCGCGCCUACACAGCCCGCGACCUCGCCUUCUUCGGGCUCACCCCGGCCGACAUGAAGGACUGCGUCGAGGACAUGCCGUCGUGGCUGGACGCCGCAGUGUAA
This is a messenger RNA of Ophidiomyces ophidiicola, 411 nucleotides long. RefSeq lists its product as uncharacterized. The transcript has a single exon. Lineage: Eukaryota; Fungi; Ascomycota; Eurotiomycetes; Onygenales; Onygenaceae. The record is from RefSeq and is a predicted model, not a curated record. Bases 1 to 411 code for a protein of 136 amino acids.